Siniperca chuatsi (mandarin fish) is the source of this 5032-nucleotide messenger RNA. RefSeq names its product phospholipid phosphatase 2b (gene plpp2b). Gene Ontology annotation, molecular function: phosphatidate phosphatase activity. The record is from RefSeq and is a predicted model, not a curated record. Lineage: Eukaryota; Metazoa; Chordata; Actinopteri; Centrarchiformes; Sinipercidae. The transcript is spliced from 6 exons. Gene Ontology annotation, biological process: phospholipid dephosphorylation; signal transduction; phospholipid metabolic process. The coding region runs from base 805 to 1674 and encodes 289 amino acids.
UUAAAGCCACGUAUUGUAGUGCUUUUCAAUCCCAUGAUUGUAUGUUCUUGAUUAAGUCCAUGUUAGAUCAGAUAAUGAGGUCGAGUGUAGUGACAGUCAUUUGUUUCAAGCUUUGACUUUUUUUUCUCCUUCUUUUUCAUUAUUCCUCAGGGGUAAUUUUGACCUGACAGAGCAGUUUGUGUCUGGUUGCUGUCAGGAACCUCUUCCUGGUCUGAUUCUUAAAGUGUUUUGAGUCCUCUCUUACUCAAAUGACAUAACACGUUGGUUUGCAAGACAGGGAGAGAAAAAUCAAGCAGACCGCUAUAAGGUUUUUCUCUCUUGCUCUUUGCACGCCUGUGCAUAAAGACUUCGAGCCUAGCGAUGAUCACACAGCCAGAGAGGAGCCAGACGAGGAAGUUAGGAGGAGGGACGAGUGCAGUGGCGUGGUGUGUGUGUGGGGGGGAAUAAUUUAUACUGGAUUCUCCGGACGCCUUCAGCGCUGUUAAAUCGGAGGAUCGCUCAAGUUCUGGUUUAGUACCCAAAGCAGUAAUGCGCACAAAAAGGACGCGAGACCCCACUGCUGCCGCGCAUCUGCUCUGAAGCGAGUUUUUAACACGCUGUCUUUUUAAGAAAGUCACUCACCUUUGCUGUCAAUGUCAGCACAGGUAGUGAAGAGGAUCCCGGAAGAACUCGUAGUGCAGGUUACCAGGUUGUUUGCAUAGCCUUUUAUUCCAAAGUGAGUGAGCGCCGAUGGACUUGUUUACCACUUUCAAAAAGUAGUUAUUCUUUCUUGAAGUUGCUUUAAAGUAAAGGGACGGAAAGAAGAUGAAGGAGCUGAGGAAGAAGAAGCUGUACGUGGCGAUGGACGUGCUGUGCGUUUUAGUUGCGGCACUGCCAUUCAUCAUUAUGACCAUUGUGUUCAAGCCGUAUCAAAGAGGGGUUUACUGUGACGACCAGAGCAUCAUGUACCCCCUAAAACCAGACACCAUCACCCACAGCAUGCUGGCAGCUGUCACCAUCUCCUGCACUGUCAUCAUUAUAUCCUCUGGAGAAGCUUAUCUGGUCUACAGCAAGAGGAUUUACUCUAAUUCUGACUUCAACCAGUAUAUAGCUGCACUCUACAAGGUAGUGGGCACCUUCUUGUUUGGCGCAGCUGUUAGCCAGUCGCUGACCGACCUUGCCAAGUUCACCAUCGGCCGCCCGAGACCUAACUUCAUGGCCGUAUGUGCCCCCAAGGUCUGCAUGGGAUAUGUGCAGGUGAUCAACUGCACUGGCAAGCUUCAAGACGUCACAGAGUCCAGAUUAUCCUUCUACUCUGGUCACUCCUCUUUUGGAAUGUACUGCAUGCUCUUCCUAGCGCUUUACGUGCAGGCGAGACUGGUGGCUAAGUGGGCUAGGCUUCUCCGGCCCACCAUCCAGUUUUUCCUGGUGGCCUUUGCGGUGUAUGUGGGUUACACCCGAGUCUCUGAUUACAAGCACCACUGGAGCGACGUGCUGGUGGGGCUGCUGCAGGGAGCGCUUGUUGCUAUGCUCACUGUGCACUUUGUGUCAGACUUCUUUAAGAAGCGUCCUCCACGUUGCACUAGGCCAGACACAGCUGAUAGCGAAGAGCCGGAGAGGAAACCCAGCCUGCAGAUUGCAGAGUCCGAGCACAGCAACCAUUACAACUAUCACCACAAUCCAGGCCCUGUGUGAUAGGGGCUGAUGCUGGGGAACAAAGGCUGCAGCCUGCAGACCCCAAACCUGUGUGAUAGGGUCCAACUCUGGGCCUUUAACCUUGAUUGUGCAGUCAACAGCAUUUAGUUCAGGGAAUAACCUGGGUCAUCUGCAGCCAUGCCUCUGUAGGCUGCCCGCUGCAGACUCCUGAUGCUUUGUGAGAAGUCCUAUGAGUAUCUAUAUGAAUUCUACAACCAACCCUUUGUAUAUCUGUUUGAAAGGAGUUAAGCUAGGGAUCUGGUCUGUAGCUUGCAGCCUCCAAGCCCCAAGCUCCCUCCCUCUGUGUCAACCACUCAGACCCCACCUACUCCCCAACCACUGGACUGACUGAGGGGCUGCAUCCCAUCUCCAGGUGCCUGAGCCCCCUCUCAAAGACUCCAUGAUGACCUCCUUUUCUCCUGUAAGAGAGAGAGGACCAUAUUGUUUUUAAGACAUCAUUGUUGAUGUUGAAGCAUAUGUGCUUAAAGCUGCAUUAAGCGAAAGACUCCAAAACCACAGCAACAAAGCUAUGACAUGGCUAUGAUACACUAAGAGCUUGUGGCUAAUGUGUUAGCAAACAAGUUACACACAGCAGAAAUAGAGGAACAUGGGCAUCCCAGUGAGAGUCCUCUCCUGCCAACUGACAAAUGUAAGUCUUAUAUCCACUCCUCUUUAUGCCCCCACCUCCUGAGAAAUAUAUGCUCUCUUUGGCUUGAUACAUGCUCCACUUUCUAUACAUGUCACUUUUUAAUUAGGCUUACUGUUUUGCAGUGAGCGUACAUUCUGUUUCUCAGGCUGUGUUUGGAAACAGCUGCCCACAGUUUUAUAUAAUGGUCCAGGAGUACUUUGAUUUAAUGUUAAUAUCAAAUAUAUCGCUUAAUGGAGCUUUAACAUGUGUUGUGUUUAACUUGUGUGUUUUUAAUUUUCGUAUGUAGAGAACCAAAUGUGUUGGCAGUGAUGAAAAAAUGUAAGAAUAAGAGGAAGAAAGACAAGAAUGUUUGUAAAUGUUGGUAAAGGCACAGUUUGUUGAUUAGCUUCACUUUAAUGCACCUUAAACUGGCUACACACUAGAAGAGUGUUGCAGAUCAUAACAAAUUAUUGGAAUGGCAACCAAUUCACAGUGGAUGAGUUACUUUUCUCCAUGUAUCAUGUCAUCCUGUUUGUAAAAAGGCUCACAAACUAAAAAUGUCAGCUGCAGGCCACCCCAAAGCUGUUUUGAAAGGAGAUGUAUAUCGACUUGCCAAGCUAAGAGCAACAUUCAGAGGUUAUCCUAUGAUCUGAAAUAAGCUGACGAAAUGUUUCUGCCAGCUCUCGUAACUGCCACACAAACAGGUCUGGGUAUCUACUCUGACAAACUAUAUGAUGUUUGUGAAGUGACUACACAGGCUUGUCGUGCCUGGUGAUUCACACUACUUUGAUCAGCUCUGAUUCACUAGUACCAUUGGAUUUUAACUCCUAGCAGUUAUUCUUAGUGGCAACUCUAAAUGUCUUGUUGUAUCACUGCCCAAGUGUGUCCAGAUAAGUGUCUGACUUGUUAAAUAAUCUCGCCAAUGUUAACUAGUCUGAAUCUGAAUUAAGGAGAGGACAUAAACUGAGUCUUAAACUUUAAAGAUCCAGUGUGUAGGAUUAAGUGGCAUCUAGCGCUGAAAUUGCAGUUUGCAACCAUUUGAAUACCGCUUGCAUCAGCCUCCCCUUCCAAGUGUGUAGAAGAAACUCCAGUGGCCAAGAAACUCCGGUGGCCACUAAACUCGCGAAAAACAUGAACGGCUCUAUCUAGAGCCAGUAUUUGGUUUGUCCAUUCUGGGCUACUGGCGAAACGUGGCGGUGCAACAUGGUGGCCUCCGUGGAAAGGGACCCGCUCCCUAUGUAGAUAAAAACGGCUUAUUCUAAGGUAAUUAAAACACAACGAUUCUUAUUUUCAGGUGAUUAUACACUAAUUAAAACAUACUUAUAACUAUUAUAUUCCAUUUCUGCCAAUAGCUCCUCCUAAAUGUUACACACUGGACCUUUAAAGUCAGCUCAACAGUAGUGAUGCUUUUCUAAAAUGUAUACAUUUAAUUGUGGAGUUUGUGAAUGAUGUUUCCCCUGUGUGAAAUGGACUGCAGAGGUAGAAAUCAUUGAUGCAGAUAGCUUUAAUUUCUGUUGGACUUUAUUUGUCAUACCACUACUAUACUGCCAAUCAAAUAUUAAGAAAUUUGGCCUCUAUCUUGUUUUCUUUUCUAUUUUACUGUGGGUUUUUUUGUCUCUUAAAUAAUAAUGAUCAAAGAAGGAUGAGACAACCAUUUUGAAAAUGGUGUUUAAUUUAUUUUAAAUACAAGAAGUUCUUAAUUUAGUCUUACAAGGUUGGAAAUGCCAGCGCUGUUAAGGUUUUUGUGCAAUCAACCCUGCUUGCCACUAUGAGCCACAAAUAUUGUAUAUACUAAUGCUAUGAGACACGUUUCAUGUUGCAUGAAGGAUGUAUAUAUAUGCUUGUAUGUUUUUAUUUCACAUGUAGGUACAUUUUAAUUUCACCUGUACAGUGUGCUUUGGCCCAUGCCUUCUCAGACUGGUGGCUGUUGGAGUUGCCACACAAACUGAUCCAAUUCCAGGUCCAAACAUAAGCCAGAUGCCUUGGCAGGGCUUUUAAAGGGCUGUUAUGAUAAAGGGUUACAUACCCAACUGUGUUUUUGAAGCUAGUUACACUGUUCCCACUUCAAAGAUUCGUCUGUGUUCCUUUUCCCCUUCCUGUGUUGAUAGAUGGGGUUAAUUUGUGAAUAAGGUCUCCUAUACAGUUCUUGUACAGCAUGCAGAUGCCUGGAGGACUGACAACAGAUCAGACAGACCACAAACCUGAUAGGGGGGAGACAGGAAGACAGAGAGAAUCUCACCUGGUAGUGAUUGUGAAGCCCUGAAGCUGAGCAGGGACUGUAGAAAGACGGGGUACUUUAGGGUGUGGGAUGUGGGGUAUCCCGUGGUGAACCUCGGUCCCUGGGGUCUUCUACACAUUUAAAACACAGAAUUACAACAAGAAACAGCUGGAACUGGUUGUGGUGAAGUGCUGUGUGAGCCCCCUCCCCUGCUCCCUACAUCUAAAUCAUCUGUGUAUUACUACAGCCAAACUAAUAGCCUAAAUGAGGAUGAGGAUGUAGAAACGUCAUGGUAUUUGAUUUCCUUCCAGCUUUAUGAAAACCAAGGUUCGCAGCUAGUGAUGUGGCACUAUGUGUUAUUAUGCUUUAUUGAAUUAGUGCCUUGGCACUGGUUGGCCAAUCUCCUGUUUAUAUGUCAACUUGUAGGAAUGAUUCAUGUUGUUUGAUUUUUGUAUAUAGAUUAUAUCUAUAGGCUCUAAACCAGAGAAUUUUAAAUAAAGAUAUAAUCCACA